AAGCGCAUAGAGAAAGAGAGAGCAAGAGUACUAAGUUAAAAAGAGCAGUAAAAAUAGUGGUAAAAAAACGAAAUGCGGUACAAGGAUAAUGAUGACGAUGUACCAGGCUGUCAAAUCAAAUAAGCAUUUAUUCAUAAACGGCUGUUAGACAUACGAGCGUAAGGAACUUGUUUUAACGCAGAGCAAUUUCGAAGUGGCGGUGUGGCAGGCAAAAAAUAAUACAAAAAAAGUAACUGCAAAAUUAAGUGAAAACCCUGUGUGUGUGCGCGCAAAAGCAAAAAUAUAUUGUGGAAAUAUGUAUAUCAGUUAAGGCAAAUAAAAUGGAUGUGAUGGCGAAAAUUUGCAAUAGAAUGCAUUAAAGUGUUGUAAAGUAAAGAAAAUUUGCUAAUUAAAGCGAGCAAAUUAUAUACAUAAACACACCUCAAUCAAAUUAUUAGUUAGAGAUAUAUAAUAAAAUUAAUAUAUAUGUACAUACAAAGAAAAGUAUAUGCGAUUACAGUGCAAGCAAUUCACAUUUAUGUUUAAUUUAUGCGCAUGUAUCUGCGUUGUGCGAUAUGCAUAAAUCUGUACGAAUAUAGCAGUAAGGCACACUAGGCGUAUGAGUAACCUAAAAACACAACUGAAUCACGCGACAAAGUUAGACCACAAAGCAAAUAAAAAUAAUAAGUGAUGAAUUAAUUAAUGAAGCAGUGGAAAGUUUCGAAAUUAAAGUGAAUUUCAGUGCGAUUUGCAACAGCUUAAACACACAAUCAACAGCAACAUACGCAAUUAUAGUAUUGGAAUUAAUAAUUUCACGCGAAUACAAUUCAUUUUGACAUUCAACACACACACCUACACACAAAUUGCAGCGUAAAGUUCAAGUUGCAUAAAUUGGUGAAUAACAUAGUUAUAUGCCCAUUGAGUGCCUUAUUACCUUUGAUAAUAAUCCCCAAGGUGUUUACUAUGCUGGGCAGGAGCUGUCCGGCAUUGUUGACCUCAGCGUCGACGCAACAAAGCGCAUUAAAGCCAUACACAUCACAGUUAGCGGUUAUGCGAAGAUACGUUGGAUAAAAAAAGGUUAUCCGCGCGAUAGUGAACGUGCUAUGUGUCGUGCGUAUCGCUCAUAUCUAUCGUCGCGUUCGUAUGUGCUCGGCUCAUGUGCGAGCAGUUCGUGUAUGGACUGGUCGGCCGGCGAUUACUCGUAUACGUUUCACGUAAUACUGCCAGACAAUCUGCCCACCUCAUUCGAUGGUAAAUAUGGGCAGAUACACUAUGAGAUUAUCACCACAAUCGAUCGGCCAGCUCGAUAUCCGAAGGUCUUCAAGUUGCCAUUUACGGUGAUACAGCCGUUAGAUUUGAAUUUGGACACGAUUUAUAGGGUCCCUCUCGAAAUCCUCGAUCGCAAACGUUUCUGGAGCUUUUGCUGUCCUACAGGCCCGUUAACUGUGAAAUUCUCCACGCCCUAUUGCGGUUACGCACCCGGCCAAAAAAUUCAUUUCGUCCUUUAUAUUAACAACGAAUCGUCCAUUGAUAUCACGGACUGUGAAGUCAAACUGAAGCAGGAAGUGAGUUACGAGUCGCAUGAUCCACAACAUGAGUACCGUUAUGAUAAACAUCUUAUCGCACGCAAACAAUUCGGUAAUGUUUUGCGUUGGAGUCGUAAAGUUUAUCGUGGAUAUCUCAGUUUACCCUCCAUACCGCCGUCGUCAUUGAAAAUUGUAUGCCCCAUUAAUAUCACUUAUCUGAUAAAGAUUAUAAUUAAGCCAACGGAUUUUCAUUGGAAGAUGAAACUAAAAAUACCGUUAACUAUCGGUAGUAUACCAAUUAUAGAUAGUAUGGCAGCAGCGGCAGGCUUGCCAAGUUUAUUAGAAACACAAUAUGCAAUUAGACGUGGAUAUUAUAAUGGGCGCCGACUGUUGAGACAGAGCGCAGACGAGACUGGAGCGGAGCAGACAGCUGAUGUGGCAACGGAAGAAGCCGCUGGUGAGUCACCGCAGGAGAGUAAUGAAGCUGAAGCUGCUGGCGGCCGCAGCGAUAUACCAACACUGCUUAUAACCGAUGAUGACAAUCCGCCCGAUUAUAAACUAAUGAUGCCGCCUUCGUAUGAAGAUGCCAUGGCGUUAAGUGAUAAAUUCUGUGAUGACAGCGAAUACUUGCAAAAUGUCAGCUUAAGUAGCAUUGUUUCCAAUGAAACGACCGAGUCGUUUAAGCCACGCUAUCCCGUCUACUACGAGUACGAGACUCCCAUCAUACCGCCCGAAACACUCUACGAUGAGUCACCCUCGCAACUGCGUAUCGAGUUACAGUCAUCGGAUUCGACCGAUUCAUCACAUCAACCGCUUAGUGCCACCAGUUUCAAUAUCUUUCGUAAAGAGAAGAAAUAAUGUAAAUAUUUAUUAGUUGUAAUAAAGAGACACUUAAUUUAAAUUUAUUUCAAAUAGUGCAUUAUUCCUGCAGUGAAAUGAACUACUAGUUGUAGACUACUUAACUUUAAAUUGGUAAACCUCGUUGACUUUUCGGACUAUUUCUAUCAAAAUAAAAAAUCUUUGUAUCUCUAAUUUUUUCUGGUAAGUUGGAUUUGUCUGACUAAUUUGUCUAGUUCGGUUACGGUAAGAAAAUUCAGAUUAUAAAGUAUUUUUUCAGACUAGUGUGGUCUAAGUAAAAAUUUUUGCUAUUAAAUAGUAUUUGUCGGUAUGUUUGUUCGAAUCAAGGAUUUCAGGUUUUGUGACUAGUAAAUUUGGAACAAUAAUUUUAAGUUGUAAACUAGUACUUUUCCGACUAGUUUAAAGUUUCACUGCAGGAACUUUAUUUCAUUCGACACAUGAAGUAUACGGUUAUCAUUUCAAUAAGUCUUUUUGUAUUACAUAUUUGCUAAUUGUUUUAUAAAAAUGGCAUAGUGGAUAUUUUCAUAUUUAAGCUAAAAUUGUUGAUACUAACUAAUUUAAAAGUGAUAUAUAAUUAUAUAUGUUUUCAAAGCAAUAUUCAUUACACACUUCACUUGUACUUAAAUAGUUAAGAUAUAAAAUUUGUAUCAACAAUAACAAUUUAAUCAGACGAAUACAUGCACACUCACAGACCACACUUUAAAAGUAUUAGUAUUCAUCAAAUAGUUUAAUAAACAUAGCUAUAUACUCGUAGUUAUUUAGAUAACUAAAAUUUAAAAACAAAUAAAGAUUAAUAAAUAUACAAAUAUUUUCUGAGCAGCGAUAUUAAUAUGAUGGCACUUCACACUUUAAGUAGCUGACUUAAAGCCGUCUGCAAACACAAGAAAAAGUUGUUGGCUAUAGAUAAGGCAUACAUGGAAAGCAUACUAAAUUUUUUCCAAAUUCAUGAAUUUAUCACAAUUCUUAUUAUUUUGAGCGACCAAUUUUUAAUGAAGCAGUUAAAAUGGCAGCGGUAGAAACAUCUCGCUUAACAAUUUGAGAUGAAUAUGAGUGUUUUCAGUGAGCAUUUAUUUAAAACAAAUUGUUCAACAUAAUAGAAAAGUAAUGCAAGGGUACUAUAAAAAAAAUAUCUUAUUGUUCAAAUUGUAGAAAUAGUCUGAACGGUUCACUUGUGUAACACAGAAAUUCUUAAACUCAAUUUUGAUUAUAUAGUGUGUUAUUUUUCUUUGACGAUAAAUUAGUUAUAAAUAUUUGUAAUAUAGCCUACAACUCAACUUCACUUCAGUUGAAAUUUUACAACUUUUCAUUACAACUUAAAAUCUAUUGUCGGUUUUUUAAACGGUACGAAGGAACAUGUAGAAUGAGCGGCUAGAGCUCUCAUAUAUGGGGCAAAGCAAAGUAGCAAAUUGGACAAUUCCAAUUCAUAAGCCUACAAUGACCACGAUUAAUUUUAAGAAUAAUUUCUUAUGUAACUCUGUAGUUAUUACGAUUAUAUUCCAAAUAACAGACAUUCUCCCAAGGUGCUACAGCUAUUUUUUUUUUUUUUAAAUUCGGAACUCUGCUACUAGUAUAUGAGGCUCAUAGAUUGCCUAGUAAGUGUAAAAUAUUUUUAUCCAGCUUUGAUUUGUUGAAGCAUGUCUUGAUUUCGUAAUAUGAAGUAGAGGAUUCCCAAUGUCUGAAUACUCAGAAAUAUAUACAUAUGUAGAAAAGGUUUAUAAUUGCCUGUUAAGAGUGGAAUGUUAUUAUGUCACCAUAGUCACUUUAGAAAUAAAUUUCAUUAUAAUGAAAAAUAACGGUAAACUGUUUAAAAUCAAAAUAUGCAUUACAAAAUGGCAUUAUACAACACACGUUGCGUAACCAGUCAAUGGAAUUUUGUAUAAAAAAAGUGAAACUAUAAAUUAAUUAAUUGAAUUAAUUAACACAACAAAUAAAAGCGCACAGUAAACCGUAUAAGCCACAUAAGCGUCUUCGAUGUGUAGCUCCUAACAACUCGGUGUGAAUAUGAUUAAUUUCGUGUUAGUAAUGUUCUCAACAGAUUCUUCAAUAUUGCGGUUAAGAUAAAGUAAGGAAUAUCUAAAUGUUUUAAUAUAUGUACGUGUAAAAGCACAACACUGCUGUCAUUUUUAAAAUAUGUAAAUGUUUCCAUAAUUAUUGGCCAACAUGAAAGCAACUUGCUUGUUUGGAAUAGUUUAUAGCGAAUCAAAAUAUAUUUUCUAACAAUAAAUAAAUAAAAUUAAACAAUAAAAAUAUAAUGUUUUAAUAUUUAAAAAAAAAAAAUAAAAAUUUGUCAUAAUAACUAGAGUAAAGUUGUCAGAAAUUAUUUUGUAAAUGCUUAAAACACAAAAGGAGUACAUUGAAUUUAAAAACAUAUUUUCUAAAUCAUCUUAAAAUGCCUUUCAAGCAAUGCAACACCAAAUAUGUUAAAUUGAAAAACAUAUAUAUUUAUCAAGAUUUAUAUAAUAUUUAGGCUAAAUAUUAUUUUCAAAUUUACAAUCAAUAUACCAAAUAAGUUUUUAAAAUUAAGCAUUUCCUAAAACAGAUUAUAUUUAAAUAUAAAUACAUAUUUAUUGCAGAGAAGAAAAGGAGAUGCCUAAAUAUAAAUAAAAUUUUAAGCAAAAAAACAAACACUUUCCCAAGAAAUCUCCCUGUUUAUUUGUAUGU
Molecule: messenger RNA, 5024 nt
Organism: Zeugodacus cucurbitae (melon fly)
Lineage: Eukaryota; Metazoa; Arthropoda; Insecta; Diptera; Tephritidae
Product: arrestin domain-containing protein 17
Exons: 5
Coding region: 891-2363 (490 amino acids)
Biological process (GO): protein transport
Cellular component (GO): cytoplasm
Source: RefSeq, a predicted model, not a curated record